GCGCAAGUGCGCCGUCCACUGCACGCUUUUUGAUAACGCGUGCACGGACGCCGAGUUCCUAGAGUCCGUGGCCACGUACCGACAUGUUUGUGUUGGCGUACAGCGCAAACACACCAUCCUCGUCGCCCACGGUGGCCAGUUUGGAUACACUGGUCCAGAACUGCACCGAUUUAAUUAAUACGAUCAUGUUUACAAACUAUCUGGACGACAGCCUAAACAGCAUCAAGGCGGAUGUCAAGACGGCCGAGCUUAUGCGCAGCGGCAUGCGGUGCACUCAGUCCAAAGUGUUGACCCAGGAGCUCAACAACACAAUGGCGCAGGCGUUUGGUACAUCGUUUGGAUUCAAGCACGGGUUUUUGGUAGAGUGUGCGGCGUAUGAGCAGAUCCGACCUAUUCUGCGCAGCUGUGUGUGGGACGUGCUGGGUGACAUGUUUGCUGUGGACGAGUCCAAUCUCCUAAGCGUUAUGGAUGUGUUUGUGGACCAGUGUAUCCUACACCCCCGAAACAUGUAUACGGGCACCCGGAUCAAGGUGAUGGCGCACCAGAUGUACACGGAACGCCUGGCCAACCCGUCAAUGCCAAUCCGGUGCGAGUACGUACCCACCAAUUCAGACAGCGCCUGUAGACUUGACAGCCAGUAUGUUGCGAUCAACGUUAACAUGGAUGACGAGGACGACGUCUCGGCGCUGGAGAUUAACGUGGAAGCGACCGAGUUGUGUGCAAACAUGUACUUGAGGUACACGGCGCGCGAGUGGAUUGACGAAGACGAUAUUGAUGCUGAAACUGACGGUGUAAGUAUGCUGACGUUCUGCACGGCGGCAGAAACGAGUAUCGUCAAGUUGCGGUAUGCACUCGUCGACAUGCACAUGGCCUACAUUGAACCUUUGGCAAGUGGUGGGGGCACACCCAAGCCUGUAUCCGAAAGCGACGACGUCGAAGUCCACGUACACAACACGAGAUCCAGUACCAAUACCAGUACUAGUACCAAUACCAGAACCAGUGCGACCAAGCGCAGACGAACAACGCGGUCAGGCGUUCAGCGCGAGUCGGACAAAGUACCCGAUCCAGUUGAAGAAACACCAGAACCAGAGGCUGACACGAGUUUGGCGCCUGUGGGACAAGAACUGCCGUUGUUACACACACCACUGCCUCCACUAUUGGAGCUCUAGGUAAUAAAAUACCCAAUGCACG
This is a messenger RNA of Sphaeroforma arctica JP610, 1191 nucleotides long. RefSeq lists its product as hypothetical. The transcript has a single exon. Lineage: Eukaryota; Ichthyosporea; Ichthyophonida. The record is from RefSeq and is a predicted model, not a curated record. The coding region runs from base 84 to 1169 and encodes 361 amino acids.